Molecule: messenger RNA, 2758 nt
Organism: Lacerta agilis (Sand lizard)
Lineage: Eukaryota; Metazoa; Chordata; Lepidosauria; Squamata; Lacertidae
Gene: CCHCR1
Product: coiled-coil alpha-helical rod protein 1
Exons: 18
Coding region: 128-2656 (842 amino acids)
Biological process (GO): protein export from nucleus; cell differentiation
Cellular component (GO): centriole
Source: RefSeq, a predicted model, not a curated record
AAGGGUGGGGCGUGCCUUUGCGUUCGUUUCCUCGGAGCGGGCUAGCGGGGCGCGCAUGAGCAGUCCGGGCUCCGGGUCGGUUGGUGGAGCGUUAGUCGGCGUCGGCGGAGGACAGUGACUUGGGACCAUGGACAGAAGGAAUGAUUCAGACAGACGGCUGAACCCACCAGCUGCAUUCAGAUGUUCAAAGUCCACUGGGCCAAAGGAGUUGAUCCCACCUUCACAUUUCCAGAGCCGGUCAGCACCACCUCUAGCUGUCUCUACUACAGUGCCCUGGGAUGUCCCUUGUCUUUCUAACUAUGAGGCAGUUGAACUCAAGCGAGAAAACCAGAGAUUGAAGGAUGAACUCUACAGAUGGGCCACAAAGGGAGAUAAGGCAGAAGAACCAGGAACCAGAACCAGGUCGCUGGAUAGAGGAGCUGAGCCCUCAAGCAUAUGUCACACCUUGGCCAUGUCCCAACAGGCUGAGAUCAUCUCCCACCAGCUCCACGAGAUCCAGCGACUGGAGGCGGAGCUUGCUGCCUUCCGAGUUGCCUCAGCCCAGCAAGAAGCAGCAGUGGCCAGUCGAGAAAACACCCUCUCUGACCUUCAGAGUGAGCUUGCAAUACUAAAAAGCCGGAGCAAGGCAGAGGCUGCUGGCUUGAAGGCAGAGUUGGAGGAAGUCAGGAGCAGCAGCAAACUGGAAAUUGAGGCUCUCAAGGUAGAGCUGGAGGAGCUUAGGAGGCAGAGGCGCUUGGAAGCCGAUUCCCUGAAAGAGGAGCUGGAGUUGACCAAGGAAAGGUCCAGACAUGAAGUUGGGCUGGCGCAAGGAGAGCUGCAGGGGGCCCUUGAAAAAGCAGAAGCUGAGCAGAGGAGGCAAGAGGAAAGGGUGCGAGAGUGCCUAGAGACAGUGCUCAAGGAGCACCAGGCAGAGUUGUCCAGGCUUUCUGAAGUCCACGGGGCUGAAGUUGCAUCCCUGAAGCAGCAGCUGUGGGCACUCCAGCAGGAUUUGGGGGCUCAGCAGAAGGAGGCUGCCCAGUUAAGGGAGAAGAGGGACGUUCUCCAGAACCAACUCAGUGCAGCUGAGGCAGAGCUGGCUUCCCAGAAUGCUUCACUCCUGCAGCUGAAGACCUAUGUUGGGGAACAGGACUCAAAGCAGCCUAGUGCUGAACGGGAGCAACUUAGGAGCAGAGUGCAGCAACUGGAAGAAGAGAAGGAUGCCCUGAAAAUUACAGCUGAGCUGCUGCAGGUUCGCCUAACUUCCCUCAGCGAUAUUCUGACGCUACAGGAGAUGGAGCUCAGCAAGAAGGUGCAGCUUGAGGAUCCUCUCCGGCCUGAAUCAUCUCAGAAAUGGCAGUACCUGCUGACUCGGUGGCGGGAGAAAGUAUUUUGUCUCCUGGUGCAGCUGAAAUCUCAGGAGCUCAGUCACAGGGAUACCACCAAAGUGCUAGAAAGGAAGGUCGAAGAGCUGGAAGGUGAAGUGGGGUCCAGAGACCAGAAGGUGGCAUUGUUGCUCCACAGCCUGGAAGACAAAUCUGCUGAAGCUGAUAUGGAAAGAGUGAGAAACAAAACUCUGCAGGCAGAGGCAUUGCGCUCGAAUGAGUUGGCACAGGAUCUUCAACGGAGGGCAGAGACCUCUGAAAAUGCCCUUCGGAGCCUGGGGGAGUUUGUCAGCAGGCUAAGCCAGCAACUGACUGGACAGGAAGAAUCAUGGAGAGCAGCCUUGUCACGCCUCAUGGUAUUGGGAAACAGAGUUGCUUUCGCAGCCAAGAGAGUUGACACUGUCCAAGGGUUGGUAUGCCAGAAGAUAGCACUAGCCAGACUUCACCAAGAGGAGAAAUCUUGCACCACAAGAUCAGACCAUGAGAAGAUUCAGGCGUCUUAUGAAGACCUUCAAGCUGAACUACAGAUGUUGCACCGAGAACGGGAUCAACUCUCACUGGAGCUUAAACGUGGGGCUCAACUCAUAGAGAAGAAAGUGGCUGAAGCAAAAGAGCAAGCGGAGUUUGAGCUCAGGAAAACGAAGGAGUCAUUGCAGAGCCUGCAGGAGGCACUGGAGGCAAAGGCAUUGGCGGAACAGACACUGAUGCAGCAACAGGAAGCCACAGAGAAGCAGCUGGAGGCAACCUGCAGCAACCUACAGAAGAGUGAAGAGGCUGCAGAGAGUUUGAGGCAGGAGCUGGGACAGUUAAGAGCGGAGUAUGAAAGAGCCAUGCAGGAGAAGGUAACUGAAAUUGAAAUGCAGAUGCGCAAGGAUCUGUCAGAAAUGGAGAGAGGGCUCAAUGAAGCACGGAGGGAACACACAAAGGCAGUGGUUGCCCUACGCCAGGCUGAGCGACAGGCAGCAAGAGACAAAGCUCGCAGCGACGAACUUGCCAAGCUGCAGGAGUCUGCUACGCAGAAGGAAAUGGCACAACUUGAAGGACGCCUGCGGGAGCUUGAGAGGGACAAGAAUCUGCUGAUGGCUACCUUGAGGCAGGAAGGGCUGUUGGUACAGCAUCGACAGAAUCGGCUCACAGCAGUCCAGGGCCCAGCAGAAUCAUUUGAGAACACCGGAUCUAAGCCUCCAUCUAAAGAGUCUCUGUUUGCUGUGCUGGAUGACCUACAGGUACUGGGUGCUGCUAUACUGGGAGGAGAAGAAGCAGACAAAGAGAGAGACACCAGCAAGGGCACUUAAGUAUAAAUCCCACCAGGGGAAGAAAAAACUAUUUGGAGACACCAGGCUGUGGAAAUGGAUAGAAAGAUGUUUGUAAAUAAAAAUUAUUUUAAUAGGCACAUA